Molecule: messenger RNA, 1765 nt
Organism: Megalops cyprinoides (Indo-Pacific tarpon)
Lineage: Eukaryota; Metazoa; Chordata; Actinopteri; Elopiformes; Megalopidae
Gene: tgfbr1b
Product: transforming growth factor, beta receptor 1 b
Exons: 9
Coding region: 11-1492 (493 amino acids)
Biological process (GO): cellular response to growth factor stimulus; protein phosphorylation; activin receptor signaling pathway
Cellular component (GO): activin receptor complex; plasma membrane
Molecular function (GO): SMAD binding; transforming growth factor beta receptor activity, type I; activin receptor activity, type I
Source: RefSeq, a predicted model, not a curated record
GUGAAUCACAAUGGAUGCUGUACCCUGUUGUCUAGUGCUUGUGGUCCUGCUUUUUGGGACUGGGAUACAGGAAACUGAAGCCUUACAGUGUUACUGCCCCCGUUGCUUGAACUCGACCUGCAACACGGAUGGGCUGUGCUUCGUGUCCGUCAUGAAGUCGGGCAGCAAGGUGACCACCCGCAGGAUGUGCAUCUCUGAGGCGGAGCUCAUCCCCCGGGACCGGCCCUUCCUGUGCGCGCCCUCCACCAAGGACGACAUCGGCAUCUACCCCAUGUGCUGCAACACGGACCUCUGCAACAAGAACCCCAACUUCACAGUGCCCCCAGAGAAGCCCCCUCCCCUCGGGCCGGUGGCGCUGGCGGCGCUGAUAGCCGGGCCUGUGUGCGUGCUCUGCUUCGUGUUGGUGCUGGUCUUCUACAUCUGCCACAGCCGCCCCGUCAUCCACCAGCGCGUGCCCAACGAGGAGGACCCUUCCAUGGACCACCCCUUCAUCUCCGUGGGAACCACCCUCAAGGACCUCAUCUACGACAUGACCACCUCUGGGUCCGGCUCAGGUCUGCCCCUGCUGGUGCAGCGCACCAUCGCCAGGACCAUCAUCCUCCAGGAGAGCAUCGGGAAGGGCCGCUUCGGCGAGGUGUGGCGCGGGAAGUGGCGCGGAGAGGAGGUGGCCGUGAAGAUCUUCUCCUCGCGCGAAGAGCGCUCCUGGUUCCGCGAGGCCGAGAUCUACCAGACCGUCAUGCUGCGCCACGAGGACAUCCUGGGCUUCAUCGCCGCCGACAACAAAGACAACGGCACGUGGACGCAGCUGUGGCUGGUGUCCGACUACCACGAGCAUGGCUCGCUCUUCGACUACCUGAACAGGUACACGGUCACCGUGGAGGGCAUGAUCAAGCUGGCGCUGUCCACGGCCAGUGGGCUGGCGCACCUGCACAUGGAGAUCGUGGGGACGCAAGGUAAACCGGCCAUCGCCCACCGCGACCUGAAGUCCAAGAACAUCCUGGUGAAGAAGAACGGGACGUGCUGCAUCGCCGACCUCGGCCUGGCCGUCCGCCACGACUCGGCCACAGACACCAUCGACAUCGCCCCCAACCACAGGGUGGGCACCAAAAGGUAUAUGGCCCCAGAGGUUCUCGACGAUUCGAUAAAUAUGAAGCAUUUCGAGUCCUUCAAGAGGGCAGACAUCUACGCCAUGGGCUUGGUGUUCUGGGAGAUCGCGAGCAGGUGUUCCAUCGGAGGCAUCCAUGACGACUACCAGCUGCCAUACUACGACCUAGUGCAGUCGGACCCCUCGGUGGAGGAGAUGAGGAAGGUGGUCUGUGAGCAGAAGCUGCGGCCCAACAUUCCCAACAGGUGGCAGAGCUGCGAGGCCCUGCGGGUGAUGGCCAAGAUCAUGAGAGAGUGCUGGUAUGCCAACGGGGCGGCCCGCCUCACCGCGCUGCGCAUCAAGAAGACCCUGUCCCAGCUGAGCCAGCAGGAGGGCAUCAAGAUGUAACCCAGGGGCGUCCCCUCGCUUACUGCGGUGGAGCCAGUCCCCACGCACUUGCUCUUCUUCUUUUUUUUUUUUCUUUCUUUUUUCUCUUUAAAAGAGGAAGAAAGCCGAACAGUAAACGUUCUUUUUCUAAAUGGUCUUGCGCGGACGCCUGGACUCACAGCUCUGUGAACUGGGGAGAGGGGGGGGAGCGUGCUGCACUUGGCCAAGCUAGCUGGCUAACCGCGGCAGGACCUCGGCACACGCAGAGAAACUGGAACCCCUCCCCCCCUGCCC